This is a messenger RNA of Apis florea (little honeybee), 598 nucleotides long. RefSeq names its product sterile alpha motif domain-containing protein aveugle (gene ave). Gene Ontology annotation, biological process: cell surface receptor protein tyrosine kinase signaling pathway. Lineage: Eukaryota; Metazoa; Arthropoda; Insecta; Hymenoptera; Apidae. Gene Ontology annotation, molecular function: protein binding. The record is from RefSeq and is a predicted model, not a curated record. Gene Ontology annotation, cellular component: cytoplasmic side of plasma membrane.
UAUUAAUUUAUAUAUAUUGUGUAUUUUAAUAAUGUCGAGAUAUUUAAAUGAAUAAUAUUUAAAUAUAUUUUUAUAAUUAUAUUAAAUAAACGUAAUAUCUUACAUAUAUAUGUAUUAGUUGUGCUGUUGAUGAAUACUAUUAGUAAUUGAUCAAGUGUUAUUUUUAUAUUUUUGUAAUUUGUUAUUUUAUUCAUAUUUUUCAAAAAUUUAUAUUUUGGAUUUUAUAUACAAUGGUAGAAGAAAUAAUUAAUUCUACUAAUAAACCAAAGAACAAAACUGCUAGACCCCGUCCAGUUUAUUUAUGGAAUGUAUUAGAUGUACAAAAAUGGUUGAGAAGACAUUGUAGUGAUUAUUAUCAAUUAUAUCAUGAAAAGUUUUUGUAUCAUGAUAUCACUGGAAGAGUUUUGUUAAGGAUAAAUGAAAAUAUUUUAUUGAGACUUGGGAUUGACAAUGAGCAACAUAGAUUGGAUAUUUGGCGGGAAAUAAUGAAAUUACAUCUUAAAACAGACAUGUUAGAAAUUAAAGAUAUUGAGCGACGUAAUAAUAUGAACUUUGAUUAGUAUUUUGCAGACAAUUAACUCAAAUAUAAGCAAUGUUU